AUGCCGUCCCUCCUCUCCCACCAAUACCCCCUCCCCACCCUCAAAAACAUCCUCUCACUCCAUGUCUUCGCCGACUACUUUGGCUCCAAAAAACUCCACCAAAUCACCAAGGGCUCCACCACCACCUCCACCCUCUUCCAAGCCUCCGGCGAGGCCGCCGGCACCUCCGGCUACAUCAACAUCACCGAUUUCAAAGGCGGAAAGGUCGGAUUUACCCCCGUUGACUCCGAUUUUGACCCUCCCAUGGCCACAUUCCUCAAAUCCAUCCACGAAUCGCCCUACAACAUCUCUGUCAUCCAGAUCAGCAACGUCCUCGCCUCACCAGAGGCCGAGGCCCCCGUCUCCGCCCCCACUGAUCUCAACCUCCUCUCUCUCCUCGCCGACGUCUUCACGGAGUCCGUCGAGGCCGGCCUCACCGAGUUCAGCCCCUCCGACGCCGCGAUCAAGUCGUUCUCGGCGGCGUACAAAAACCUAACCGCCGCCGGGAAAAACUCGCUGCUGCUGUACCACGGCAUACCGGAGUACAAUUCGCUGGGGAUGCUGCGGGAUGAAGGCGUCGCCGGGCUGGAAGGCGGAGGAGGUGAAGGCCCUGGCGGUGUGCUGGAGGACGAUGGCGGCGGCGGUGGUGAUGUUGUCGACGAUGGAGACUUCGUCGACGUGAUCGGCGUUGAUGAGGUUUUGGAUGAGGAGGCGCGUUUGGAGAAUGGAAGGCUUGAGAGUGUUGUAGUAGAAAUGAUCGGGCUGGCGGAGGAAGAGGAGCCGGUGGCGGAGCUGGGCGGCGAUGAUGGAGGCAGGGCAGCAGCUUCGUAA
Molecule: messenger RNA, 810 nt
Organism: Salvia splendens (bonfire salvia)
Lineage: Eukaryota; Viridiplantae; Streptophyta; Magnoliopsida; Lamiales; Lamiaceae
Product: fasciclin-like arabinogalactan protein 2
Exons: 2
Coding region: 1-810 (269 amino acids)
Cellular component (GO): plasma membrane
Source: RefSeq, a predicted model, not a curated record